Dictyostelium purpureum is the source of this 6141-nucleotide messenger RNA. RefSeq lists its product as uncharacterized. Lineage: Eukaryota; Evosea; Eumycetozoa; Dictyosteliales; Dictyosteliaceae. Gene Ontology annotation, cellular component: SCF ubiquitin ligase complex. The transcript has 3 exons. Bases 1 to 6141 code for a protein of 2046 amino acids. Gene Ontology annotation, biological process: SCF-dependent proteasomal ubiquitin-dependent protein catabolic process. The record is from RefSeq and is a predicted model, not a curated record.
AUGUCACAAGGUUAUAAUCAAUCAUCUGGUAAAAGAAAGUUUUUACAAGAUAAACCUAAACAGCAAGAGGAUGAUUAUAAUGAACAUUUGGUAGAAAUUGAUAAACUGGUUAAACAAGAACAAGAAAAAGAAUAUAGUGGUAGAUUGUUUAAUGGUGAUACAAAUGAUGAUAAAGAUAAUAUAGCAUUUAAUAAUAAUAAUAAUAAUAAUAAUAUAAAUAAUAAUAUAGAAAAUAAUGAUAAUAACUAUAGUAGAGAGCAUUCAAAUGGGAUGUUAAUUGUUAGAACCGAUCUACAGUUAGAUUUACCAUCAUCACAUAAAUCGACAAUAUACAGUAAAUCAUCGACAGCAUCCAAUAAAUACUCUACAUAUUCAGAUUCAUUAUCUUCAAAUAGUAGUGCAAGUAACUCAAUAAAUUUUAAUAAAUAUUUUAAUAAUGAUAAUGGUAGCACUAAUAGUAGUAAAAACAAUAGUAGAAAUUUAGAUUUAUCUAGUUUUUUUAAUAAUAAUAGUAACAGUAAUAAUAUAAAUUUAAAUUUUAAUAAUACUACCACUACCGCAACCACUGCAACUUCCAAUGUAUAUAAUAGUAACAAUAACAGUAAUAGUAAUAUUAUUAAUAAUAAUAAUAAUAAUAUAAUAAUAAAUAAUAACAAUAGUAUUGAUGAUGUAAUGAAAAUUGAUAAUUUAAUAAAUCAUGAAAAAAAUAAUAUAAAUAAUAUAAAAAAUACUAUAAAUACUUCACCAACUAUAAAUAACAAUAACAAUAACAAUAACAAUAAUAAUAAUAAUAAUAAUUUUACAAUGAAUAGACCACCAUCACCAAAUAAAAUACCACAAAAUCAACAAUCAGUUUUAAUUACACCAAUUUCACCAUUUAGUUUGUAUAAUUCAUAUAAAUUUGAUAAAAUAAAGAUUGCAUCAAAUACAACAUCCUCAUCGAAAUCAAUGACUCCAUCAAUAUUAAGAAACAAUUUUUUAGCUUCAAAUGGUGGAUCCACACAUUCAAUGAUGUCAUCAACAUUCUCUACAUCACAAUUAUCAAGUUGGGUUUGGGUAAAAAAUAAGCAUUCAAUUGUCAUUAUUGGUCCAACAAACAUUGGUAAAUCAUUUUUAAUCAAUACACUUUUACACUCCACAUUUAUACCAUCAUUAAACUCGAUUAGACCCAUAGUUGGUAAUCAUAGAUCACCAGAAUACCAUCAACAACAAUAUCAACAACAAACACAACAACCAAACCAUACAUUUAAUUUUCAAUACCCACAACAACAAAGUUUUUCACUACCUUCACACCAACAACAACCACAACAACAAGAGCAACCAUCACAAAAUAACACAUAUUUAUUAGAUAAAUUAAAAAACAAAUUAAUGGGUUUAAGUAGAAAUGAAAUCGAUCAAAAGAAUAUACUCGAUGAGAAUUUUUAUCAAUCUAUGAAUUGGAACAAAGAAAGGGAAAAUGAAUUCGAAAGAGUUUACAUAACAAGUCAAUAUUUAUUCACAAAACAACCAAAUGUUAACGAUAACCAUAUCUUUAUAUUGCCACAAGGUCGUUUGGGUCCAAAUCAACAAUUCAAAUUUACCUAUGGUGCCAUUUGCGAAUUAGUUGUCGACUUUUUACAAGAAAAUGAAGUACGUAUUGUUCUCUGGGAGUUACACCAAUAUUAUAGUGAUAAAACCAUUCCAAUUCAUCCAAAGCGUUUACAAUCAAUUCAAUGGGUCUACUCAAGUAUAGUUGAAGGUGCUUUCGUUGAAAAUGGUAAAGUUAAACUUGUUGAUGAUGAUAUUACCUCUUACUGGGAUAUUCCAUUAAAUGAAAAUUUCAAGGAAUUACUUGGUAAACGAAUUCAAUUCAAAGGUUUGGGAAGAGAUCAUAAUGUAGACCGUAUUUUCAUUCGUGAAAAAAUUAAAGAAGUAUUAAAGAUUUAUGGUUCGAUUAUAAAUGCACUCCAUAUCAAAUUGCCAUCAAGUGUUCUUUUCAAUAAACGUGAAAUUACAAUGAUUUCUGAUGAUACCAAGAGAGGAAAUGUUUCAAAAUUCACCAUCACUCGUAUUCUAGAUGAUGCUGAUCAAAUACUUUUGGCUAUCGAUUACAGAGGUCUUAGUGCCGAUUUAGCUGAUCUCUUAUUGGCCUCAAAAUUCACCCAAAGAUUCUCAAAUAAUGAUGGUUCAGUUCAAAUUAUUGAAUUGGGUGAAUCAACUCAAAACAAUAAAUCUUUAGGUAAUUUGGAUUUACAUUCAUUUUUAAUCAACCAAUUAAGAAAAUUAUUUAAAGAUGCCAGAAAUAUUACAAAUAUUCAUAAAAUUUUAGAUUCUUUUAAAAUUUUAAAAAUUAAACCACUAUUGUUUUCAUCAAUUCACUUAAAUAAAUCAGUACCAAGUGAAUAUAAAGCUAUGGGUUAUUUAACAAUUAAACAUUUAAAAGAGAUUACAAAUAUCCCAUCAUUAGUUAGAGCUAUGCAUCAAUCAACAACUUCAUCAUGGAGCACACAGCAUCGUUUAUUUGAUAAAUUUAAACAAGGAAUUGAAAAGAAACCACAUAUUUUAAAUAGUUUAAUAAGUGAACAACAACAACAACAAAAAUAUCAACAACAAGAAGAGCAACAACAUAAGCAAUUACCACAAACCAAUUUAUCAUUACCAAUAAAUGCAGUUUCAAAUAAAAUAGAUGAAAAUAAUAGUGAUAAUAUACCACAACCAAAUAAAAUGAAAAUUUCACCAUCACAAAUUAUACCCGCCUCAAAAACAACCACCACAACUACAACAUCAAUCUCAAAAUCAUCUUCCAACUCUUCAUUAUCCAAUAUUGAUGACCAACAAUUGUCAAAUUCAUUUAAAGAGACACUUAAAGUCGGCUCAAACUAUUCAUCAAGUUCAUCAAUCAACAGUAAUAGUUGGAGAACCAAUUAUUAUCGUGGAGUUAUGAAUAUGAAUAAUCCUCCAAGUGGUAUCGAUAGAAUAACAACAUCAUUUAGAACUAGAUUCGCCGGUUGGAAGAGAAAAUUGUUAGCCUAUGUUAGUUCAGAAGCAACAGAAUCACUUUUCCUUAAUAAGUCAUCAGAAUGUGAGCAAAAUGCUAAAUUAGAAUGGUCACAGUUCCAAGGUUUAUCACAAGAUUCCCUCAUCAGUAUUAACGAUCUUGUAAAUUUAGUUCACUCUACUUUUGGUAAUAAUAGCAACGCAAAACUAGACAAUCCAAAUAGUAAUAACCCAGUCAUCCUUUUAUGCAGAUCCAUUUUAAAUUGGACCCCAACUUUUUGGAAUGAAAAUAUCGUUGAACGUUUACCAGUUCUCGAAGAAGAAAUUAUUGGGUUCUCAAAAAACAUUUUAUUUGAAACCAAUAAACUCUUAUUAAAUAGAAUAACCCUACCAAACGAAGAAAAAAAUCAAUUAUUAAAGUUGCUCCAAUACUGUCAAGCUGCCACUGACCGUAAUAUCCGUUCCAAGAUUAAUGGUAUUCAAACAUUAUUCAACCAAAAUAUGAAUAUUCUCAUCUAUAAUAUUUGCUUAGAAACAUUUUGUACAGAAAUCUCAAACCUCUCAUUCCCACAACCACUUGUAAAUUAUUAUUCAGUCAUAGAAAAAUGCUUUAAUGUAGUUCCAUAUGCUGUUGCCACCAAAAUUCAACAAAAAUUAGUUGAAAUAUUACGUCAAGGUUUAUCCUAUUUAGACUCUGUCGAAAAACAUAUUGAAUAUACUAUUCAAUAUCUCUUAAACUCACCAUUCCGUUUAAAGAGACAACAACAAAUGAAACCCUCCGUUGAUGUUGGUGGUUCUGUAAUAGAAAACUAUAUUAGUAUUGCUAAACCAAAUAAUAGAUUGGCUAGUCCCGAUGAAAUGGAAGUAGAGACACCAAAUAAGAAAAUUAAAUCUGAAUCAUCUGUAAAUAAUAAUAACAAUAACAAUAAUAAUAUGAAUAUUAGUACCAAUAGCUCAUUAAAUAACUCAUUAAAUAACUCAUUAAAUAAUUGUGAAAUAACACCACAACCACAACAAUCACCCUUUAAUAAUAAUAAUAAUAAUAUAACUACUACAACCACAACAACCACCACAACAACAACUACUACAACCACUUCAACAAAUAACUCUGAUGAUAUGAUGAUAAUUUCACCAGCUUCAUCUAAUGAUGAUAAUAAUAAUAUAAAUAAUAAUAAUGUAAAUAAUUUAACAACCUCAACAACAAAUGUUUCCUCAAACAAUGAUAACCAAAAUAACUCAUGUAAUUAUUUUAUUCCAAAACAGUUAUUACCACCUCAAACCCCAGCAUCAUUAAUACAAUUAUGCAUUAGCAAGAUUGUGCAAAAUAUUCAUAAUUUAAGUAAUGUCAAAGGUACAACAAUGCCAGAAGAUAUUCUCCAAAAGAUUAUCACCUUACUUAUUACACAAGAACGUAUUAAAGGUGGUGGUAUAAUUACUACCCAAUUGGAUGAUAUUUUAUUAGCUCGUCUUCUUAGCCCAUUUAUGCAAAGUUUGGAUCUUGAGGGUUCAAAAUCAAUUACAUCCAACUCACUCAAAAUCGUUGGUUCCACAUGCAGUCAUUUAAAGAAACUAUCUUUAGCCAAUUGUAUAAACUUUUCAUCCGAAUCAUUGUCAUCAAUUAGUACUGGUUGUCGUAAUUUAGAAGUUAUAGUCCUUAAAAACUGUUAUCAGCUUACCAAUCCAGGUAUUGUUUCCUUAGCUCGUGGUUGCCCAAAUCUUUAUGUUGUUGACUUAUCAGGUUGCAUGAAGAUUACAGAUUCAGCAGUACAUGAACUCACCCAAAAUUGCAAAAAGCUUCACACAAUAGAUCUUAGAAGAUGCGUUAAUCUAACUGAUGCUGCAUUCCAAUCAUUCAAUAUUAGCAGUCUUGUAAAUAUCGAUUUGCUCGAAUGCGGCUACAUAACUGACCACAGUAUCUCUCAAAUUUGUUCAACUAGCCGUGGUUUAAAUAGUAUUAAAAUAUCUGGUAAAAGCAUUACCGAUGCAAGUUUAAAGAAAAUCUCUGAAAACUGUCUUGGCCUCACAACAAUCGAAUUGAUCCUUUGUGAAGGUAUUACCGACACAGGUGUACAAUUAUUAGGUAAAAACUGCAGCAAACUUUCUACUUUGAAUUUAACAUCAUCAAAAAACAUUACCUCCUCAAUUUUUGAUCAACAAGAACAACAACCCAUGGAAACAAUCAAGACUCAAUAUUGGUCAUCACUAACCUCAUUAAAUUUAAAUCGUUGUAUUGCUAUUAAUGAUCAAUCCAUUCUUACCAUCACCAAUCAAGCUUCAAAUCUCGAAACCAUUAGUUUAGCUUGGUGCACCGAUAUCUCUGAUGAAUCAUUAAUUACAAUUGCUCAACGUUGUAAACAAUUAAAAAAUAUUGAUCUUACCAAAUGCCAACAAAUCACCGAUCGUGGUGUUUUCGAAAUUGCUAAAAGAGCUGGUUCAAAUUUAAAUCGUCUUAUCCUUUAUAGCUGUACCCAAGUAACCGAUGCCUCUAUUAUUGAUGUUGCUAAUAACUGCCCAUCUCUUCUUCAUUUGGACUUAUCACAGUGCGAAAAAAUUACAGAUCAAAGUCUUUUGAAAGUUGCUCAAUGUCUUCGUCAACUAAGAAUACUUUGUAUGGAAGAAUGUGUUAUUACUGACGUUGGUGUUUCUCAACUUGGUGAAAUAUCCGAAGGCUAUGGUUGCCAAUAUCUCGAGGUAAUUAAGUUUGGUUAUUGUAGAUCUAUUUCUGAUACUGCACUAUUAAAACUUGCCACUGGAUGUCCAUUUGUUUCAAAUCUCGAUCUUUCAUAUUGCAGUAAUUUAAUUACUCCACGUGCUAUUCGUACCGCUAUUAAGGCAUGGACUCGUCUACAUACUCUUCGUUUACGUGGUUACCUCAGUCUUACAAAUGAUAGUAUCGUUGAUAACACACCACUCUCAAAACUUAAAACCGUUAAUCUCAGUUGGUGUAGCAAUAUGGAAGAUACUGCAUUAAUUCGUUUCAUCAAAAAUUGCACCUCUCUCGAAAAUUUAGAUAUAUCAAAAUGUCCAAAAAUUACUGAUUGUUCAUUAGAAGCAGUUCUAGAUAAUUGCCCACAAGUAAGAAUUAUAAACAUCUAUGGUUGCAAAGAUAUUAGUUCCUUCACUGUUCAAAAAUUAACAUCAUUGGGUAAAACAAUUUAUAAAUAA